This is a messenger RNA of Trypanosoma conorhini, 4221 nucleotides long. RefSeq names its product putative GTPase activating protein. Gene Ontology annotation, molecular function: GTPase activator activity. Lineage: Eukaryota; Euglenozoa; Kinetoplastea; Trypanosomatida; Trypanosomatidae. Bases 1 to 4221 code for a protein of 1406 amino acids. Gene Ontology annotation, biological process: activation of GTPase activity. The transcript has a single exon. The record is from RefSeq and is a predicted model, not a curated record.
AUGACCGCCUGCACGGAUAGUACGGCCUUUCACCCGCCGACGUUGGGGGAGAGGGAGACUAGGCGAGACGAGGGGGCGACGAACACGGGACUCAGCGGCUGCAGCCGCGGCAACGAAAACAGACAGAUGGGGGAAAGGGGCGGAAAUGACGGGAUCAGCGUGUUUCUCCUCUCCACACAUCACAUUCCACACGCCUUGGAGCCGUAUGCACCCACCAUGUCGGUGUCCGCAAGGCUGGUGGAGCAGUGCCUCUGGAAUUAUCGAGACACCCUCUUUUGGGCGCGGGAAUACGGCCACACGACAGAGGCGGAGAGGAUGCAGCUCCGUUUGCAUCUGCUGCAGCUGAAACAAGAGGCCGCGGAUGGAAAGCGAGACGCCACGGAACCGUCGGGAUCGGCGGCUUCAUUCUUGGUGGAGAAACAGCUGUGGGACCUCAUGCUGCAUGAAGGCGGCACGCACCCCCUGCUUCCCUCGGAGUCGCUGCGCUACCAACAGAUUCUGCAGGACAUGAAACACCUGGCUCGAGGGAUACUGCUUCCCAUUGAAAUCCUGCGGCAUCGCAAUCACUGGCUACUCCUGCAGGAAGAUGUGCAGCUGAACUUGUCGGGCCGCCUCUUUCACUACCGUGUGGUGCUGCGACAGUCCCCACCGGCGACGAUGGUAAGGCGACUCUGGCGCGAAUUGUGGUCACUCCUCGGCGCGGCGUGGAGGCAGCGGGAGCGGCUUAUGGGGGCCUACGCGGAGGGCAUUCCACCCGUUGACCUUGACGGCGACCCGUCGCGGCUCCCGCCCCCGCCCUCGCCCUCCACAUCGCCCUCGUUGCGUGACGCCUACCGCGAGAGGGAGCACGUGCAUGCCAAAUGUAGUUCUCACCAUGCGGGCGACGUGGGAGGCGACGCGCGAGCGGCUUUCGGGGAGGGCGACGACCUCGCCUUUGGGCCGUUGCUGCCGCACCGUGUGGGAGUCACGACGCAGCGCCAUCACGCCAUCCGGGUUCCGUUGUUUUCGUUACUUCGUUCCCUGCGGGUGCGGGUGGGGAGGGCCGCGGCCUCGGCCACGGCGUCGCCCGGCGGGCUUAGCAGCAGCGGCAGGGGCUGCGGCACCGUCCGCUCUGCCGCGCCCAUCUCUUGCGCCGCGGACGCUGCACCACCCAGCGUGCCGUUCUUUGACACCACGGCGGAAGAGCUGGAGGCGUGUCGUGUGCCGUACCUCGCGCCAGAGUGGUUUGUGCAAUUGCGUUCGCGGGCCAGCGGUGCCUCUCAGGGGUGGGAGGACGACGCCGUGCUGCACUCCUACUCGGACGACGCGUGGAACAUCGCCGUGCUGGCGCUGGAGUUCAUGCUGACCGGAUUCCCACUUGCCGAAAGUUGCUGCGGCCGCCCUGACGCCUUCGCCCCGCCAACCUCGUCCCUGUUUGACGACGUUGUGCAGCUCCUGGUGAGCUUUCACGAGGUACCGCUCGAGGCGGCGCAGAACUUUCUUUACGCGGCACUUCACGAGUUAUCCCUGCUGCUUCGUCGAAACGGGUCUGACGUUCCACUGGCGACGCCGCCGCCCCAGGGAGACGGUUAUGCAGAGUCCGAACCACUGCCGCAACGCCUGGCGCAGCAGUGGCACAGCUAUCUGACCAGGACGUACGGCGGGGCUGACAGCGACGGCGCUGCAGUUGGUGGUGGUGUUGGUAGUGGGGAUGCUAGUUUCCUUCGCGACAUUGCGGAGAGCGGACUGCGAUGGUCCCGCCGUGAGCGAUGGGAGGCGUUCAAGGUGGCACAUGCCCAUUUUCUUCAUGAUGCCGUUGAAGUCGCUUCUGCGGCUGGCGAGCGUGACGGUGGUGGUGGCGGCGUUGCGGCGGAUGCCGCCCAGCGUGUUCUGGGCGGCCUGACAAGUCCCCUGAUACCGCUGCAUCCCAUGCUGUGCGCCGCCGCGGCGAGGAGUGGCGUUGUGGCGGAGCCGUUUGUGCGGAACCACCAGCCGGCGAUGGCGCUCCCGCCGCGGCCCUCGUCGCCAUUCCUGUGGGAUGUGCAGCUGCAGCUGCGGGUUUGGCGGCACAGCGUCGAACAGCACGCUAUGGUGGAAGGAGGCUGCCGCAGGGACGUCGAGACGAGGCAGAACGUUGUGUUCAGAGAGUUUGUCCAUGUCGUGCGACGCGUCCUCCAGCAGCGCCCCCGCGAGCGGCCGCGGGCCAGCGGGGAGGAAAGGGAGGCGGCCGCUCGACUUGGUCUUCCGCGACAAGGCCCUUGCGCCGUCGCCACCGCCGCGGCGUCCGCCCCGCACGGGGGCAAGCUGUCGCAGUCGGCCGUGCAGCAUGGGCUGCUGCGAGGGCUGAUGGAGCGCAGCGCGCUCUUUUCGUACCGCACCGACGGUGGUUGCGCCGGCGAGGGCAAUUCUCCUCCCCCUCCUCGUGGCGGGGGUGUUGGCCGGCGGGGCGGCGACGAGGGCGUGGGCGACGGUGACGGUCUCCCCCCGGUGUUUCCCUUUUCGCAGGUGUUCCUCCGCACGGAGGAGCUGCUUGCGUCGCUGCGCAGCGAGGUGGUGUCGCUCAACGCCGCCUCGCCCGCCGUGGCGGCGGCGCGGAGUGCCCUGGACGCCCUCCUCGGGGCGAAGUGGCCGGCCAAGUCGCAGCCUCCCUCCCCUGCCGCGGCGAAGGCGGGGCUGCUGGCGAGCGCCAAGCGGGUCAUCCGGGGAGUUGACUUGGACGUCGCGCAACAACUCGCGCUCGUCGCGGAGCUGCGGCGCCUCCUGUGCGAUGCCUCGCCUGAGCGACGUGCGUCUCUGGUGCGGCGUCGCCUCGCGGAGGCGCAGACGGCCGGGGGAAGCCCUUGCGUGCCUGUGCCGGCCACACUGCGCGGGGAGGUCUGGGGCGCGCUCCUUGGGGUGCCGCCGGAAGCCGCCCGUGUCGCCGCGUAUUACGCGCUCAACACCGCGUGUGUCUCCCCUUUUGAUCGACAGCUGGCGGUUGACAUCCCGCGGUGUCAUCAGUAUCAUCCUUUGCUGGCAACGACGGAGGGGCAUGAGCGGCUCCGGCGCGUCAUUAAGGCCUGGCUGCUGAUGAACCCCGAGCUGACGUACUGGCAGGGGAUGGACAGCGUCUGCGCGGUUCUCCUCGCCGUCAGCUUCACGGAUGAGGCGCUUGCGGCUGCGCAACUGCAGCAACUGACACAGCGUUAUAUUCCACACGAUGCCGUUGCGUCCUCGCCCCCGGGUACGCAGAGCAUGGAGGAACAUCUGCAACAGUUUGCCGUGCUGCUGCGCUACUGUGAUCCGCGUUUGGCUGCCCAUCUCCUUGACGAGGUGGAGUGCCGCCCGGAGUUGUUUGCAAUCAGCUGGUUUCUCGCGCUCUUGGCACACGGGUUACCUGUGGGGAAAGUGUGCCUGCUCUGGGAUUUUCUCUUUGUGUACAGCGAGGCGUACCCGCACUGCCUCACAGCCUUGUGCCUUGCGGCGUUGCUGCAGCAGCGGGAGCGGCUGCUGGGAAAUGAUUUCUCCGUCUGCCUCUCCACCUUGAGCCGCCUGCAGGGCAUUGACGUGCACCUGCUGCUGCGCGACGCGACGCUGCUGCUGCGCUCCGUGCCGCCCGCCGUGGCGUUGCUGCCGCCUCACGCUGGCGAGCGGGCUGGCGACGGGCGGCGAUGCGGGAUUUCGCGCGUGAAUGCCCAGACAAUCCUUCAGGCGUUUAACCGCCGGCUGCUGCGGGGCGUGGAGGAACCGGCGGGUGCGGCGUGGACGCAGUCGGGGAUGUUUCUUGUGGACCUUCGCAUGCACCGCGAGGCGGCGGGGCGGCCGCAGCGAGGCCCACGCGUGGAGGAGCGUGUUGUGGGGGCGCUGCACUUUCCCCUCGUGGCGCCGCCCGCACGUGGCGACGAAACAAGCGCCACACACUCGUCGCAGCGACUCGUCACCCAACAGGCCACGGAGCUCUUGCUGCAGCUCGACAACAUGGCCAUGGCGGCGCUUCCGCCGUCCCCAGCAACGGCGCCGGCGCCAUCGGCAGCGGCAGAGGCGUCGGUGGAUGGUUUGUCCACCGCGCUGCGAGCGUGUGCGGCGGCCCCCCACGUUGUUUUGUUUACUCUCUCGACGACACCCGGCGAGACAGCGGCGGCGGAGUCACUUGCGCUUGAGCUGGUGCGGUGCGGCACGCCGCAUGUGUCUAUUCUGCUGGGUGGGUUUCUGGGGCUCCGGCGGGAAGCCCCGCACCUCAUCGUUGAGGUGGAGGAGGAUUGA